AUGGUCGCCAUGAAACUCGCCACCAUCGCCGUCCUCGCGACUGUCGCCGUCGCCGCGCCAGCCACUACCGCCACCACCACGACGGAGGCUAAGCCUUUCAGCUUCUCCCAGUGGGUUGACGACAUCAUCAACCCCGACGUAGUCGCCCUCACCCCUGAGCAGGCCGUUGAGGCCUACUACCAGAGCAUCAACGCCACCACGUCCACCCACGACGGCACCGUAAAGGCUAAGCGGGUCGAAAAGCAUUGCUUCAAUGACGAUUUGGGCUGGCGGGCCGAUGUCGACGCCGCUGUCAAGUGCGUGAACGAGGUGGCGGCGCUGGGGAGCAGUGUUCGCUACACCGUUAAGCCCGGCGUAGAGGUCUGCCGUGACAUUCCUGGGGUGAAGAUAAAGGUUGACCCCGGCUAUCCCGACACUUGGGAGGUCACAGCUCAGCAACUCGCCAUUGCUGGUGGACACAUCAUGGACGCUUGUACCUGGGGUGGCAGAACUGGUGGAAUGAUUUUCGAGGAAUGGAACCGAUGGAUGGAGAUCGAUUUGCGCAGCAAGUGAGAAAUGUGUGAACAACCGGGCUGGGGGACGGAGAUAUGAGGUUGUGUGUUAUCGCCAAGGGGUAAGGGACAUGGUUACAUGGAUAAUGAGGAAUGGACAUGCCGAGGGAUAAGGAAAACAGUUUCGGAAUACAUACAACCUACCUUAUCUUGGAGAUUUUUGCGCAGGUUCUGACCCAAUCCAUCCGGACGCCCAAUCGAUAAUCACUGUUUUGAUGUCUGGUAUAUAGUUGUCCCGGCGGCGGCGGUAACGGCCCCAUCGGACAAAAUAGAGUGCAGCCCAUUCGGCCCGGACCCGUCCUUCUUCCAUAUCCAAACAGUAUAGCUUGGCUCUGACGUUCGGUGAAUUGAUGGGUGGCAGACUGGCAGGGGGCACUCAAAGCCCGUUGUUAGCUCUGGUG
Molecule: messenger RNA, 952 nt
Organism: Neurospora tetraspora
Lineage: Eukaryota; Fungi; Ascomycota; Sordariomycetes; Sordariales; Sordariaceae
Exons: 3
Coding region: 1-552 (183 amino acids)
Source: RefSeq, a predicted model, not a curated record